CAAACUUUAAAGGUCCUGCUAAGAAUCAGGACGUUUCAAUUUCCUCUUACUGGUGGGUCUGCUGUGGCCGGUCAGGAAGGGCUGAGCCGUGGUCCAGCCCCGAGUGGAGAGCCAGCCUCUCACCAUGCCAGCCUGGUGCAGCUGGAACGACGUUUUCCAGUAUGAGACAAACAAAGUCACCCGGAUCCAGAGCAUGAAUUAUGGCACCAUUAAGUGGUUCUUCCACGUAUUGGUCUUUUCCUAUGUUAGCUUUGCUUUGGUGAGUGACAAGCGGUACCAACGGAAAGAGUCUGUUAUCAGUUCUGUGCACACCAAGGUGAAAGGGAUAGCAGAGGUGACACAGGAGAUUGUGGAGAAUGGGCUGAAGAAGGUGGUGCCGAGUGUCUUAGACACCGCAGACUACACCUUCCCCUUGCAGGGGAACUCCUUUUUUGUGAUGACAAACUUUCUCAAGACAGAAGGCCAAGAGCAAGGGUUGUGUCCCGAGUAUCCCACCCGCAGGACGCUCUGUUCCUCUAACCAGGAUUGUAAAAAGGGAUGGAUGGACCCGCAGAGCAAAGGAAUCCAGACCGGAAGGUGUGUAGAGUAUAAAGGGAAGCAGAAGACCUGUGAAGUCUCCGCGUGGUGUCCCAUCGAGGCAGUGGAAGAAGCCCCGCAGCCUGCACUCUUGAGAAGUGCUGAAAACUUCACUGUGCUCAUCAAGAACAAUAUCGACUUCCCUGGCCACAACUACACAACGAGAAACAUCUUACCAGGUUUAAACAUCACUUGCACAUUUCACAAGACUCAGAAUCCACUUUGUCCCAUUUUCCGACUGGGCGAUAUCUUCCGAGAAACAGGAGAUAAUUUUUCAGAUGUGGCAAUUCAGGGAGGAAUCAUGGGCAUUGAGAUCUACUGGGACUGCAACCUGGACAGGUGGUUCCAUCACUGCCGCCCCAAAUACAGUUUCCGUCGCCUUGACGACAAGACCGCUAAGGAGUCCUCGUACCCUGGCUACAACUUCAGAUAUGCCAAGUACUAUAAGGAAAAUAAUGUUGAAAAGAGGACUCUGAUCAAAGUCUUUGGGAUCCGUUUUGACAUUCUGGUUUUUGGCACCGGAGGAAAAUUUGACAUUAUCCAGCUGAUUGUGUACAUUGGCUCAACACUCUCCUACUUUGGUUUGGCCACUGUGUUCAUCGACUUUCUCAUCAACACAUACUCAAAUAAUUGGUGUCGAUCCCAUGUUUAUCCCUGUUGCAAGUGCUGUGAGCCCUGUGCAGUCAAUGAAUACUACUACAGGAAGAAGUGUGAAUCCAUCAUGGAGCCAAAGCCGACAUUAAAGUAUGUGUCCUUUGUGGAUGAACCCCACAUUAGGAUGGUAGACCAGAGGCUACUGGGCAGAAGUCUGCAAGAUGUCAAAGGUGAAGAAGUCCCAAGACCCCCGAUGGACUUCACAGACUUGUCUAGGCUGCCUCUGUCUCUUCAUGACCCACCCUUCAUUCCUGGACAACCAGAGGCUAUUCAGCUGCUUAGUGAAGAGGCAGCUCCUAGAUCCAGUGACUGCCCAGAUUGGUGCCAGUGUGGAAACUGCCUCCCGUCCCAACUCCCUGACAGUCACAAGUGCCUGGAGGAGCUGUGCUGUCGGAAAAAGCUGGGUGCCUGUAUCACCACCUCAGAGCUGUUCCAGAAGCUAGUCCUGUCCAGGGGUGUCCUGCAGUUCCUCCUGCACUACCAGGAGCCCUUGCUGGUGCUGGAUGCAGAUUCUGCCAACAGUCGGCUGCGGCACUGCGCCUACAGGUGCUACACUAUCUGGCGCUUUGGCUCCCAGGACCUGGCUGACUUUGCCAUCCUGCCGAGCUGCUGCCGCUGGAGGAUCCGGAGAGAGUUCCCCAAGAGUGAAGGCCAGUACAGUGGCUUCCAGAGUCCUUACUGAUGGCACCAGGCUACGCGGUCAUGUAAUGUUACCUUUGCUUUUGCACCUUGAGCUUCCCCUGCUAAGACCUGCAUCCAGAUUUUCAGCCAAAGGGAAAUGUGCUUUCCUCUCCCCCAGCUCUGUAAGUGUCAGGAAGCAAAGUGAUCUGGGUCAACAAACAACAAAUAAGCCAGAAUCCCUCAGCAUGGACUGAGAGCCAAGAGAUUCAGAAAGAGAGUUCCAUUCUGUCCCUAGGGAGUUGUGUGAUCCUAGGCCUUUAACCUCUGUACCUCAGUUGCCUUAUUAUCCAAACUACUGUUUCACAGGGAUAUUAGGAAAGCAAAUUGAGACAAUGUACACAAACUUUUCUUUUCUUUCAGGGCCGCACCCUCGGCAUAUGAAAGUACCCAGGCUAGGGGUUUAAUUGGAGCUGCAGCUGCCAGCCUACACCACAGCCACAGCAACACCAGAUC
Messenger RNA from Phacochoerus africanus (Common warthog), 2364 nucleotides. RefSeq names its product purinergic receptor P2X 7 (gene P2RX7). NCBI's taxonomy places the organism in Eukaryota, Metazoa, Chordata, Mammalia, Artiodactyla, Suidae. The record is from RefSeq and is a predicted model, not a curated record. The transcript is spliced from 13 exons. Gene Ontology annotation, molecular function: extracellularly ATP-gated monoatomic cation channel activity; ATP binding; purinergic nucleotide receptor activity. Gene Ontology annotation, cellular component: nuclear inner membrane; plasma membrane. The coding region runs from base 125 to 1912 and encodes 595 amino acids. Gene Ontology annotation, biological process: monoatomic cation transmembrane transport; response to ATP.